AUGAUUUCCGUUAGCUAUAUCCUUCUGUGCGGACAGUUCCUGCUGCUUCUAACGGUGAUACUAUUACAAUGUUUAGAAGGAAUCCACUCUCAAAACUCGUCCACAGCGGAUCCUACUGUUGCUACUGCCUCUCCCAGCCAGGGAGCUACCAUCCUCCCCUUUAGCGAGACGCCCGAUAAUGUAAAAUAUGAAAUACCGAUUGAAAGUGUUAACAACACGGAGCUCUAUGAGUACAAGCCCCCUUCGCCAGUGGUCCUCUGCAGCUACCUACCCGAGGAGUUCAUCUUCUGCCAAGACCCCGUGGAUCAUGCCGGAAACCACAGCGCCUUCCAGGAGAUGGGCCACGGCUGCAUUACGUGGGGGGGUCAGACUCAGAGCGAAGUGAACACCACUCAGGUCAUCUGCACUGCGCUGGACGACAUAGAGUGCGCCGGACCCCGAGAAUUCCUCAGAGGGGAGGUACCCUGCAUCAAAUACACUGGACACUACUUCAUCACCACGCUGCUCUACUCCUUCUUCCUGGGGUGCUUCGGGGUGGACCGCUUCUGCCUGGGCCACACGGGCACGGCGGUGGGGAAGCUGCUGACCCUGGGGGGGCUGGGCAUCUGGUGGUUCGUGGACCUGAUCCUCCUCAUCACCGGCGGCCUGAUGCCCAGCGACUACAGCAAC
Molecule: messenger RNA, 669 nt
Organism: Menidia menidia (Atlantic silverside)
Lineage: Eukaryota; Metazoa; Chordata; Actinopteri; Atheriniformes; Atherinopsidae
Source: the annotation of a GenBank genome assembly